Messenger RNA from Zymoseptoria tritici IPO323, 1772 nucleotides. Its product is annotated as t-complex protein 1 subunit epsilon. The coding region runs from base 114 to 1772 and encodes 552 amino acids. The transcript is spliced from 3 exons. The record is from RefSeq and is a predicted model, not a curated record. Gene Ontology annotation, cellular component: chaperonin-containing T-complex. Gene Ontology annotation, molecular function: ATP hydrolysis activity; ATP binding; ATP-dependent protein folding chaperone. Gene Ontology annotation, biological process: protein folding. NCBI's taxonomy places the organism in Eukaryota, Fungi, Ascomycota, Dothideomycetes, Mycosphaerellales, Mycosphaerellaceae.
UCAGACUCUGGUAUUCUCUGUCGAUACAAUUCCCGUUCACGAUCGAAGACCGGAGCAAAGGAGGCGGAAGCAGCUGAAGGGAAUCGUUGCCUGUGGGCAUAUUCAAACACAACAUGGCAGGACAACCGAUGCAGCUCGAUCUGAGCAAUGCUCAAAUCACCCAAGACGAGUCCGGCCGACCCUUCAUCAUUGUCCGCGAUCAGGGCAAAAAGAAGCGUACGCAUGGCACCGAAGCCGUCAAACAACAUAUCCAAGCAGCUCGCGCCGUAUCCUCCAUCGUCAAAACCUCCCUAGGACCUCGCGGUCUCGACAAGAUCCUGAUCUCCCCCGAUGGCGAUAUCACAGUAACGAACGAUGGCGCAACGAUCCUGGGACAAAUGGAGAUCAGCAACCACAUUGCAAAGCUCCUCGUCUCACUCUCACAAUCACAAGAUGCGGAAAUUGGUGAUGGAACAACAGGCGUGGUGGUUUUGGCUGGUGCGUUAUUGGAGCAGGCUGCGGAGCUUAUCGACAAGGGCAUCCACCCUAUUCGGAUAGCAGACGGGUAUGAUGCUGCAUGUGAGGUGGCUGUGGCUGCGCUGGAUGAGAUCUCGGAUGUCAUCGACUUCACAAAAGACUCCAACGAGAACCUGUUCAAGGUCGCCAAGACAUCUCUCGGCAGCAAGAUCGUCUCAAAGGCACACGACCAGUUCGCGCAGAUCGCUGUGGAUGCUGUACUAUCCGUGGCGGAUCUCGAGAGGAAAGAUGUCGAUUUUGAGCUCAUCAAGGUCGAUGGAAAGGUCGGAGGAUCACUCGAAGACACGCUCCUCGUCAAGGGAGUGAUCGUGGACAAGGACUUCUCUCACCCUCAGAUGCCGUCCGAAGUCAAGGACGCCAAACUCGCAAUUCUCACAUGUGCCUUUGAGCCUCCGAAACCCAAGACCAAGCACAAGCUCGACAUCACCUCCGUCUCGGAAUUCAAAGAACUUCAGAAGUACGAACAGGCCAAAUUCGCCGAAAUGAUCCAACAAAUCAAAGACACAGGCGCCAACGUCGUCAUCUGCCAGUGGGGAUUCGACGAUGAAGCCAACCAUCUCCUCCUCACCAACGAGCUGCCUGCAGUCCGAUGGGUCGGCGGUCCUGAAAUCGAGCUCAUCGCCAUCGCCACCAAUGGCCGCAUCGUGCCACGUUUCGAGGACCUGUCCGCAGCAAAGCUCGGCAAGGCAGGAAUUGUCAGAGAGAUGUCCUUCGGCACCACUCGCGAGAAGAUGCUCGUCAUUGAGGAGUGUGCAAACUCCCGCGCGGUGACAUGCUUCAUCCGCGGCUCCAACAAGAUGAUCAUCGACGAGGCGAAACGCUCCCUACACGAUGCUUUGUGUGUCGUUCGCAACUUGGUCAAAGACAACCGUAUUGUGUACGGAGGAGGCGCCGCUGAAAUUGCAUGCUCUCUCGCCGUUGAGAAGGCCGCGCUCGAGACCGCCGGUCUCGAACAAUACUCCAUGCGCGCUUUCGCAGACGCUCUGGAUGCAGUUCCCAUGGCAUUAGCCGAGAACAGUGGACUGUCGCCGAUUGAAACACUAUCGGAUCUGAAGGCGAGACAGGGCAAGGGUGAAGGCAGAGGAAGACUGGGUGUCGACUGCAUGCAGACUGGAAGCAACGACAUGAAGAAGCACUUUGUCAUUGAUCCGCUGAUCAGCAAGAGGCAACAAUUGCUGCUGGCAACGCAGCUCUGUCGGAUGGUGUUGAAGGUCAAUAAUGUCAUCGUGGCAGGGUCUGAUGACAAUGACUUUUAG